Molecule: messenger RNA, 676 nt
Organism: Habropoda laboriosa
Lineage: Eukaryota; Metazoa; Arthropoda; Insecta; Hymenoptera; Apidae
Product: DNA fragmentation factor subunit alpha-like
Exons: 3
Biological process (GO): regulation of apoptotic process; apoptotic process
Source: RefSeq, a predicted model, not a curated record
AUUGUUGAUCAUGCUAGAGAAAAACGAAAGGGAAUCACUGCUUCUUCUUUAAAAGAAUUAACCAGCAUUGCAAGAAAUCGCUUGUCAUUACCUUUGGAUGCAGAACUUACAAUUGUUCUAGAACAAGAUGGAACGGAAGUAGACGAUGAAGAAUAUUUUGCAACAUUAGAAAGAAAUACUAGUUUAAUGAUUCUGUAUGGAGAUCAGAAGUGGGUGGCAGCAGGAAGCAGUAAAGCUGCUUCUCGUUAUAUUGUUGUUGAUGAUGUAGAUAACAUAGAAGGUGGACAAAGAGGAGAUGAAAUCAGAAGGCGUCAGCCAACAAUAGAGCCAUUAGUUUCAUCAUUGCAUGGAGAUCCAUCACAUAUAUCAUUGCUUGGUGGAAAUGACUUAGAAUUGCUCAGUGAUAUGGACCCAGAUAGUUUAGCUGAUAUAGUGCCUGACAGAAUCUUCUUAGAACAAUUGAAAGAAGCUUCAGGCAGAUUUUUAGCUGAAAAACGACAAGCACAAGAAUCGAUGGCCCUUCUUCAGAUGUAUGCAAGUGGUGGAGAGAUGGAGCGAGCGUAGGCCAUGUGGGGGGUGGGCGCCCUCACACUGGCUAAUAUGUAUCGAGUGCGACGUCGCAUAUUUUAUAAAGGUCGCCAAUUACAACAAACUUUAAUCCUUUUUUGGAAUUGAG